This is a messenger RNA of Telopea speciosissima, 1619 nucleotides long. RefSeq lists its product as uncharacterized. Gene Ontology annotation, biological process: phosphatidylinositol phosphate biosynthetic process; protein localization to plasma membrane. Gene Ontology annotation, cellular component: plasma membrane. Bases 29 to 1300 code for a protein of 423 amino acids. NCBI's taxonomy places the organism in Eukaryota, Viridiplantae, Streptophyta, Magnoliopsida, Proteales, Proteaceae. The record is from RefSeq and is a predicted model, not a curated record. The transcript has a single exon.
AGUCAAACUCAUCUAUUGUAGCUGUAGGAUGUCACUCUCUGCAGCAGCAAUGGAGAUUCAGCUGAGCCGGAACACCGGCUCCCCUUCCCCGUCCUCAUCGGACCACCAGAACUCUAACCCUAACCAGAAUGGAAACCCUAACCCUAUGCAGUCAUGGUGGGAAGCCAUCUCCAAGGCCAGAUCACGCAUCCAAGCCCUCUCUUCCAUUCUCCCUUCCUUCACACCCCUCUCCUCCCUUGCCGACUCAGACCGCCCUGCUCGAUCUCUCCUCGAAUCCCCGGAAGCCUACUUGGCCCUCGCCUCCUCUCUUUCAGACCCUUUUUCUGGUUCCGGCGACGACCCUCUGUGUCAAUGGCUUUAUGAGACCUUCCAGUCCUCCGAUCCCGACCUUCGCCUCGUCGUCCUUUCCUUCAUUCCACUCCUUGCAGGCCUCUACCUCUCUCGCGUUGUCUCUACUGCUUCCGAAAACCCAACCCCUUCCCUCGCUGGCUUCGAAGCUGUUCUCUUAGCCCUUUACGCUUCUGAAACCAAAGCCCGCGGCGGAAAACCUAUGUUGAUCUCAAUUCCGGAUCUUUCGCAGCCAUCUUUGUACCACGCACCACGGAACCAGCCUGCCAACCGGGUUGCCGUCCAAUCUCUGCCUUCCCUCGGGGUUCUUUGUCCACCGCUCGAGCCGCAGAUGGCCGUUAAAUCGACGAAACGUGCUUGUAUCGUUGCUAUCGCGCUUGAAUGCUAUUUCAAGCAAAUUCCUCAGAUGCCUAGCUGGUGCAAAGUCGAUUUAUGUCAGUUCGCCGCUGGAUGGGCCGGGCAGAAUUGCUCUUGCAAGACCGAACUUGACGGCAAUUCCGAAGGCGAUAGCAUCGAUGCGAAUGAGAAUUUUGUGGAGGUUAGGGUUGACGAGGAGGACGAGGAGGAAAAUGACGAGAUUCGGGAUACUGUCCAAGGGAUGAACAAAUUGGCGAUUGUAGAAGAUUGUAAUGAAAUUGGGGUUUUCAGAGGAUCAAGAAUUCCACUUCCUUGGGAGCUUCUGCAGCCGGUUUUGAGGAUUCUUGGGCAUUGCCUCUUGGCGCCUCUGAAUUUGCAAGAUGUUAGGGACGCUGCCUCGGUUGCAGUGAGGUGCUUGUAUGCUAGGGCAUCGCAUGACCUGGUCCCGCAGGCAAUCUUGGCCACGCGGAGCCUCAUUCAGCUCGACAAUAGGGCACGCUUUGCUGCCAAGGAAGCAGCCGCUGCCAACGCUGCUUCGAAUGCGAACACACCAAGCAAAGCAAAGAAACCGGAGAUCCUCUUGGUUUCAAAAUGAAUGGUCAGUAGACAGUCCCUUGGCAACAACCGGUGCUGGUUUGACCCCUUCUGUAUAGUCCAUCUGCACCAUCUUCUUAGAAUUUCUGAGACGAUCAACAUGUGUCAGCAUUUGUAAGAUUUCUCUCUUGUAAUGAAAUGAGGAGAAAAUGUUUGUUUUUUUUUUUCCAACUUUUUGGUUAGGUGACAGGUAUACUCAUUAUUGAAAGUCUGUGUUUCUAGUUUUGAUUGAUCUUAGUAGUUUGUGUCUUCUGGUAUUGUUUUCCUAAUGUUGUUUUGGUUAUGUUUGCCUCUUAUGCAUAAUGAGUUUGAUCAUCUUA